AUGCCUGUCAAGACGCAAGCCGAUGUUAAGGAAGACAACCAGCGAAAGCGGAGAGUCCAUAAAAAGUCGCGAAAGGGCUGUCGGAAUUGCAAGCUGCGGAGAGUUAAGUGUGACGAGACAAGACCGCAUUGCUUAAAGUGCAAAGAUUAUGGAUAUGCAUGUAAUUAUGACUCCAAAACACCAGAUCUGGAAUUGAUCUAUUCCGAAACUCCUACAAUUGCGAAAUCGCGGGUUGAACUUGGACAGUCAUCAUGGUCUAUCAGUUCUCCACCAUCUCAACAGAUGACCAGCAUCCCUACCACCUUAGAACCAUUCUGCGUUCUCGGCGAUGACAUCUCGUCCUUUGAGCUUGAUAGACAGAGCCUCGAUCGACUAGAUCGCUUUCGUUACCGAACUGUUCUCACCCUUGGAACGCCAACUGCCGCAGGAGUAUUCCAUGAAUUUGCCAUCUUAAUGGCCUGUGAUCAUCCCUUCCUAAUGCACGCUCUCCAAACCCUCACUGCCUGCCACGAUCGAUAUCUUACCCUCCAACACGCAGCAUCGUCGCGGCGCACAUCAACAGAAGCCUAUCACCUCUCCCGCGCCGCUUCACUCUUCAACCAAAAACUCUGCGCCCCAAUCGCAAACAACGACAAAGAUGCUUUGUGGGCCACCGCAGCACUUCUCGGAAUCGUAGCCGUAUCAUCCAUCGAAGCUUCUUCACCCUACGAAGCAUGGCCCCUCACCUCAUCAGCCGAUACCGAUCUCGACUGGCUACGCAUGAGCGAAUCAAAGAGCGUUAUUUUCGAGCUCACAAACCCCACGCGCAAAGAUAGUAUCUUCCAUGUGGUCUCCGUCGAUUACAAUAACGCGCACUACAAACGCGAUGGGAACCUUGAUCUCUCAUCCCUUCCGACCCAUUUCGUCGAACUUUUCGAUUUAGACGAGCAUUCGACCGUUGUCAAUAAUCCCUACUAUCUAACCCUCAUAUCUCUUCAGCGUAUCAUCAACAUCGAAUGUAAUCGAUCAGCCAUGUUAUCUUUCCUCGGUUUCCUAACCAGUAUGUCUCCCAAAUACAAAAUUCUUCUGAAAAUGAAGGAUCCAAAAGCUUUACUCCUACUCUCAUAUUGGUAUGCGAAAGUUUGGAGGAUAGUCUGGUGGGUAGAACGCAGAGCGAUUCUAGAAUGUCAAGCUAUCUGUAUCUAUCUGGAUAGAUAUCAUAGCGAUGAUUUGCUGAUUCAAGAAUUGUUGUUGUUCCCAAAGCGAGAGUGUGGUUUACUUGUUUAGUGGAAGUUACGGAUGAGACAGACAGCAAUAGAAGUGAGUAGUGAAGACGGAGUCCAAACGAUCUGGCUUCACAUUUGCUUUCAAUCUUGUCGUAGAUAUCAUGAUUGAUCGAAUUCAAAUAACCAAGAAAUUCUCAGAGAACUUUCUGAGUCAUAGUGACUGUGUACUAGGCAAGAACUGAAUUGCAAGGCGCGAUAGUAAGGGGGGCUAGAAUUGAUCAGGUCAUGUUUCGAAUCAAGCAUUCAAUGAAAUUGCUUCAUGAAAAUUUUUCAUUUCCUUGAUUCCAAGCCAUUGCAUUCCUGAAUCCAACCUCGAGCUUCGCGAAAGUUACACGCUACGCAUCUGAAAUUGUCUUAGGGGGGAAAGAAGGAAUGUUGAACAAACGAGGUGGCUUUUGUGACGAAUUUCAAAUUGCAACCUUGCUUCAAAGUCCCAAAAUUUAUGGAUAGAUUUCACUCAAUCAG
Molecule: messenger RNA, 1730 nt
Organism: Botrytis byssoidea
Lineage: Eukaryota; Fungi; Ascomycota; Leotiomycetes; Helotiales; Sclerotiniaceae
Exons: 2
Coding region: 1-1266 (421 amino acids)
Biological process (GO): regulation of transcription by RNA polymerase II
Molecular function (GO): zinc ion binding; DNA-binding transcription activator activity, RNA polymerase II-specific
Source: RefSeq, a predicted model, not a curated record